Messenger RNA from Musca domestica (house fly), 516 nucleotides. RefSeq names its product adult-specific cuticular protein ACP-20-like. The coding region runs from base 1 to 516 and encodes 171 amino acids. The transcript is spliced from 2 exons. Lineage: Eukaryota; Metazoa; Arthropoda; Insecta; Diptera; Muscidae. The record is from RefSeq and is a predicted model, not a curated record. Gene Ontology annotation, cellular component: extracellular matrix.
AUGCGUUUCGCCAUAACUUUAUUUGCAAUUUUGGCUACAUGCGCCGCCUUGACCAUUGCAGGGCCACUUCCCUAUAAGCAACAUUCCGAUGGACCUGGAUCUGGCAGUGGAGGUAGUGGUCAUGCCACCAGUUAUGCAGUUGUAACCAAACACGAAGAUGCGGCUGGCGGUCAACAUGGUGGACAGAAAGCAUAUGACGGUGCUAAAAAUGAUCACUAUGGAGGUCAUGGUCAUGGCCAUGUAGAUGGUCAUGGUGAUGACUACAACUCCCAUCCCAGAUACGAAUUCGCCUACGGUGUGGAAGAUUCAAAAACUGGUGAUGUGAAAGAGCAUCAGGAAUCUAGGGAUGGCGAUAACGUUAAGGGAAGCUAUUCUCUCAAGGAAUCAGAUGGAACAACUCGAAUUGUUACCUACACCUCGGACAAGAAGAAUGGCUUUGAGGCCACAGUUCAUAAAAUUGGGCAAGCUAAUGGUGCUGGCGGAAAAGCUGAACAUAAUGGUUACUACGGUCACUGA